AGUCUUCUCCAACAACAAGACCUAAAAGACAACACUCUCUGCAAAUAGGUCUCGAGGAGAGAGGAUACCCAAAUUUAGGUUAUGCCUCUUCUGAUAUCCAAAAUGAGUUUUCUAUAUGAAUAUUCUGUUAGAGGCUAUAGGUAUUACGUUGAAAACCUAUUUUAGGUUUGGUUCCCAAAUGCAUGUCCUGUUAAAGACAAGCCUGAGUGGGCCAAACAAAGUCUCCCAGUCGCAGUCGCAGGACGCGCUAAUUACUCUAUCAGCAGCCAAUGCAAAGGAGGAAGAAGGUAGGCGGAGGCAGGACGACACCAGGAUGUUCCGAGCCCUGCAACUCAUCCUCAGGAAGAAGGGAGGAGUUCUCGGCCCAGCUGCCUCGUCCGGCUUCGUCAAUGGCUUCUCCUCGGCUCCCAACUCUCAGAGGUUAGCUGGAAAGGUAGCAGUCAUCACCGGCGCGGCGAGCGGAAUCGGGAAGGCCACCGCCGCCGAGUUCGUCAGGAACGGUGCAAGGGUCAUCAUUGCCGCGGAGCUAGGCCAGGACGCCGCGUGCUACACCCGCUGCGACGUCACCGACGAGGCGCAGGUCGCCGCGGCCGUCGACCUCGCCGUCGGCCUCCACGGCCGCCUCGACGUCAUGUUCAACAACGCCGGCGUCUUCGGCGACGUGACGCCGACACCGCUGGGCUCCAUCGACCUCCACGACUUCGACCGCGUCGUGGCCGUCAACGCCCGGGGCGUGCUCGCGGGCGUCAAGCACGCCGCGCGCGUCAUGCUCCCGCGCCGCGGCGGCAGCAUCAUCUGCACCGCCAGCACCACUUCCUUGUUGGGCGGCAUACUUCCACCCGCGUACACCGCCUCCAAGGCGGCCGUCGUCGGCCUCGUCCGCGCCGUGGCCGCGGAGGUGGCGCGCUCCGGCGUGCGCGUCAACGCCAUCUCUCCGCACGCCAUCCCGACGCCGCUAACGAUGGCCGCCGUAGCACAGUUGUUCCCGGAGGGGACCGUCGAGGAGCAUAGGAGGAUCGUCGAGAAGGGCUACAACGAGAUGGUCGGGCCGGUGCUGGAGGAGAAGGACGUCGCAAAGGCGGCGCUGUACCUGGCGUCCGACGAGGCUAAGUACGUCAACGGCCACAACCUGCUCGUCGACGGCGGGUACACGGUGAGCAAGGCGCCCAAUAUAACGGCGGCGCCAGGACAGUGAGGAGUCAGCAAUGGAUCAUGGAUUAUGAACGUGACUAAAUGCAGACUAAAUAAAGGGAUCCGAGUUGGAAAAUUUCAGGUGUCUGAAUUUUAGUUUUUUUUUAAGAUAAUGUUCAUUAUUAGUGAGGAGUCAGCAAUGGUUCAUGGAUGAACGUGACUAAAUAAAGGGAGUUGGAAAAUUUCAGGUGUCCGAAUUUUAGUUUUC
Molecule: messenger RNA, 1399 nt
Organism: Sorghum bicolor (sorghum)
Lineage: Eukaryota; Viridiplantae; Streptophyta; Magnoliopsida; Poales; Poaceae
Product: momilactone A synthase
Exons: 2
Coding region: 116-1195 (359 amino acids)
Source: RefSeq, a predicted model, not a curated record